AUGCAACUCUAUCUCAUCCCACGAACCUUGAUUCCUCGGUCGAUUCUCCUCAACCAACGUUACUGGUACAGCCAGGACCUCUCCCAAUCUGCAACCCGCUUGGUCCACAUACAAGAUGUCGAUGCCGAUGUCGCUCAUACCUUUGUGCAUUACCUCCACACGGGGAAGUACCAGACACUCGACUCGCACGCUUUUGGCGAACCGCCCGAGGGCUCCAUCGUUGAAAGGAGGAGAGAACACCGCCGCGCCUUGCUCUCCUAUGUUGCUGCAACGACCCACGAGUUGGGUGGGCUGCGUAGACUUGCACGUGAGCGGGCGGACGCUUUGAAAUGGAUGGUGCCGGCGUGGAUCAUGCUGCAAGAUGUGGAGAUGGCGUACCAAAACUCGCAAGUGCGGGACGACUGGCUCGAUGGCCACGUGAAGGGAAUUCUUCAGAAAUACACGGCCGUCGAGAGGCGAGGCGCGGGUAAAGAGUUGGUCCCGGGUCUGAAGAGCACCUUCGCUCGCUCCCUACUCGAUGCCGCUUUUGACGUGCUCGUUGAUGGGAAUGCUUUGAAGAUGCCAACGGCACCAGAUGCUGUGAGUGACGAGAACAUGAGUUCGGGGCUGAGUUUUGAUGCCGAUGUCAUCGAGUUGGACCAUGAGUGCGGAUACGGACACAGCUCAACCGACGAGAUGUAUGAACCUCAGUCCCCGGAUGCAGCGACAGUUUCGAUCCCCGAUUCAGAACAGGCAACCGUGCUGGAGCAGCCGAGCCGUCCAUCCAGUCCUGGAACCAUUGAGCCUAACCCUACAGUGAAGACCUCACCUUCAAUCCCUCUCAAGCCUCGCCGCCUUCCUGACAGGGGAGCUGGCGUAAUGGAUGCGGAGCAUGAAUGGAUAAGUCUACCGCCACUGCCACCGCCACCACCGGUACCGAAGACUCCUGGGGCACGAGCAGCGCACAAGCUUGAAGGAGGAAAGGAUGACAAGUCUUCGGAACGGACCGCCACACCGCGUCCUGGGGUUUUUCGAACAGCUCCUCGGCCGCUAGAUGAGCCAGUGUGUCGACUAACAAUGCCGCCGCCCGAAACUCGUUCGUUGGGCAUGUGGGGAGCGAUCGGUCAUCCAGAAUUGGUUAUGUGUCCUCCAAAAGGACACAAGCCUGGCAGCCAAGCACCCCCUUUGGAGAAGAGCAAGUGCAAGAAGAAGAAAACAGCCAAGCGCGCACGAGCUGCCGGCUUACCAUACACCGAUGGCUGGUUUCCCACUCCGCCAGGCCCUCAACUCUCCCACCCCGAGCCGCCCUUCCUGGACCCAUUCCCGAAAGCGCAGAUGGGUUUCCCCGCCACAAAUCCUGAUUAUAUCCCUCCUCCUCCUCCUGGAGUAGCGGACCUGUUCGUGCCUGCCAUGCCACGUCAACCGCCUCUUUUCCCGCCGAGCACGCAGACGACGACAGCCACGCCUCCGCUUAUAGCACCUCCUCCGCCCCCAGCGCCGCCGACCGCCAUCGGGCCCCCUCAUCUAGGGCCCUUCGCCCAGUACCACAUGCCCCCGCCACCACAACCCCCUCAACCCCCUCAAGCCCACAACAACAACAACAAAAAUAACCACAAAACCCCAAACCCCCCUCCCCCUCCCCCUCCCCCUCCCCCUCCGAACCGGUUCGGAACCACGCUGCCGCCAGCGCCGCCCGCCCCACCACCACCUCCCAUCCCAUUCCCUCCAUUCAUGCUAACACCACCACCACCGCCGCCGCCGCCACCACCACCUCCACCACCGGCCGACGCGACCAUCAACGCAGACAACGAGUGCACCCUAGGCCUCGACAUCGGCCCAGGACUGCCGAUUCCGCCAUACGAUCCCGCCGACGCUUCGCCCGUCGUUGUGCCGUCAUCGACUGCGGGGAGCGAGACGGCGGCGGGCAGCGGAGAUGGAUCGGAUGAAGAAGAAGAGGAAGAAGAAGAAGAUGAUGAUGACAAUGGGGAUGGUAUCGUACGCGGCGGUGGCGGCGGCGGCGUGACGUGCGCGCUCAUGUCGGAGCAUCUGGCGGGGAGGGGGUGGCGCCGGUGCGGGCAGUGUAAGGCGUUGGUUAUGUUGGCGACGCAGGUGGCUAGGGGGCAGCGGCGGGGGCGGCAGCAGGUGGGGGAGGUGGGGGAGGAGGGGGACGAGGACAAGGAGGAUGACGGAGAGGGGAGUGGGAGCGGUGGUGAGGACGACUUGGGCUGUCCCAGUGAAUCUGUGAUGAGCGAGGGUGUUUAG
This is a messenger RNA of Diplodia corticola, 2241 nucleotides long. Its product is annotated as enhancer of ag-4 protein 2-like isoform x1. Bases 1 to 2241 code for a protein of 746 amino acids. The record is from RefSeq and is a predicted model, not a curated record. Lineage: Eukaryota; Fungi; Ascomycota; Dothideomycetes; Botryosphaeriales; Botryosphaeriaceae. The transcript has a single exon.